Molecule: messenger RNA, 1403 nt
Organism: Micropterus salmoides (largemouth bass)
Lineage: Eukaryota; Metazoa; Chordata; Actinopteri; Centrarchiformes; Centrarchidae
Exons: 2
Coding region: 168-719 (183 amino acids)
Source: RefSeq, a predicted model, not a curated record
AUCCCGACUGCCUCUCAAUGAUUUUGCUACCGGUGCUGAAUGUUUUGUUGAACUCAUCCACGCAAAACAUUAGGCAGUGAAAAGCGGCUGGACUCGGUGUCUUUUAGUACCACGUGUUGUUUGCCUUACUGCUGGUUUGGUUUAGUGCACCGACGGAGCUGACGUUCAUGGCGAAGAGACGCGCCGAGGACGCUCUGCUGCACGACUCUCCCUCCAAAAGAUGCUACCGCUCACUUUGCAGUGUUGACAUGCAGCUGGGAAGCAUGGCUCCGACCGGGGGUCUGAGUCAGCCGUCCCUGAUGGCUUUACUGGGCGGCCGCUCCAGAAAGAGACCGUACUACUUCGAGGACCCUGAGAAACAAGAAGAAGCGGCUCUUUAUCAUCGCAAGGCCACACACUGCGACACAAGGAAGCACGCGGCAAGUGUUUUGACGGUGCAGACUUCUGGAAAUUUCCAGGACCGUCGCAGCUCCAGCGCGCCCACGAGCUCCAAGAAACGCCCUCGAGAGGACUGCGCGGGUUCAGAGACUGUUAUUUCUAAUGAUAAAGCUGAUGAAGACACCAACGCUGAAGACUCCACUUACAACUCCUUCCAGUACUGGAGGGUCCCCUUACCCGAACUUGACCUUUCACUGCUAGAAGAUGCCAACGACCAUUCCCAAACAACAAAAGACAAGACUAAAGUCAAAGAUUCGUCUUCUGAUGCCAUGGAAACCUGAAGAUGAUAGAUAGGUGCAGCGAUCAGCAGCAGGCAAGCAUCAUGAUGAAAAUGUGAUGCUUUUCAGCAGAUAGACUUGAUGAAAUGCAUCCAGGUGAGAUGCAACAACCUGAUGUCGCAGACUGCCAGCCCUGUCAGAGUGAUAAAGGGUGUAGCAAGUGAGCGGCAUGCUGGUGUAAGAUCUCAGUGAGAUCAAUGAGAUAUACACUACAGCAAUACUGUUCUUGUUACAAUGGGGACCCACUUCUUCUAAAGGUUGCCCAUCCAUCCUUAAAUAGCAGAAAGCUAGUUUUCUUAUAAAAAGAAUAUCUAUUUAAAACAGCUUUCUGUUAAGUGUUUCAGACAGACUGGUGUACAACAUGCUUUUUAUUUUGUGCAGAAUCCCUACUGUGCAAGCCUAGUAUAAUGUUAAAGAAAUUAGGUUAUUAAGUUGGGGCUAUGCAUAACAGGUCAUAUUAAUAUCUUUCAGAGCAUGUUAUUUUUAUUUAACUCAUCCUAAAGUUGUUGUUUGUGUGAUUGAUUGUGUGACUGAGUUGUAGAACGAAAUAUAUUUUUUUCAAAACACCUUACUAAAGGCUUCAGUGUAUUAUCUACAUGACAUGGUACUGAUACAACUGUUUUCUAUACUCGUGCAAUUUUAGUUUUGAUUACUUUAAAAUGAUAAUAAAAUUCAAAGUAUUUGUCA